CUGAGACGAACAGCUGAACAAGCCUCCAGACUUCCAAGAAGACAGACCUGACAGAGCUGCAGCCAUGGGUGAGUGGGGCUUCAUCGGUGGAUUAUUUAAAGACUUCCAGACCCAUUUACCGAUGCUGGGUCGUUUCUGGCUCGUCCUCGUUUUGGUGUUUAGGAUACUAAUCCUGGGAACUGUGGCCAGUGACAUGUUUGAGGACGAGCAGGAGGAAUUUACCUGUAACACCCUCCAGCCAGGAUGUAAGCAGGUGUGUUACGAUGAGGCUUUCCCCAUCUCCCAGUACAGAUUCUGGGUGUUUCAUUUGAUCCUCAUCGCUACACCUUCUCUGCUUUACUUCGUGUAUGUAACACAUCAAGAUCACAAGAGGGCCAACAGCUCCUCGUCGAGGAAAAGGAGCAGCAGGAAGAACAGAGAAGAAAGAACUUCCAAGGCGCUCUACAUUAUCACUGUGAUCUUCCGCAUACUGGCAGAAAUCGGCUUCUUAUUUGUCCAGUGGCGUCUCUAUGGCUUUGAGGUGAAGGCCCAUUUCCAAUGUAGCCGUUCUCCCUGCCCCCUAACAGUGGAGUGCUUCACUUCCCGGCCUGCAGAGAAAACAAUCUUCCUCCUCUUCUACUUUGCUGUAGGGGUGGUAUCAGCAUUUUCCAGCAUUGUUGAGUUUCUCUACGUCUCUUGUAAGUGGUUUUGCUCAGACCAGGAGGACAGAAUCUACCACUGUGACUGCGAGAAUCUCCGCAACCACAAGCAAGAGGAUACAGAGGAGAAAUCAGUAGGAGAGACGAUGUCAGUGAGCACGGCCAGCAGUGUGAGAAUGAAGAAGGGAUCAGUGAGAAGCAGCUCCAGUCGACAGAGCUCCAGCAUCAGUCACAAGUACAAGAAUCCAAGAGGAAAAUAUGUGAGCGCCUCGAGGCUUACAUUGUGAGAGGACACAUAUGCUGCAAUCACAGCAUCCUCCUUUUUCUAUCAUAAAUUUGUGACUACAUUUCUAAUUCCCUCUACAUGUUUUCCUCUUCAUGUGUAUUGGCGACAUCAUGAAGAAACUUAUGGGAAAAUGACAAAACGAGCAUAGACGAUAAGAAGGACGCAUGAGAGACAUCAUUGACUUGUUAGUUCUGCUGAAUGACGAAAGUCUGCAAGCAUUUUGACAGAAACAUUUCCUGGAAAACACUUGACAAACUUCCUUACAGGUGAUUGGUUUUUAGUCAAUGUUGCCCUUUCGUAGCUGUCAGAUUCAUCAAACAUAGAACCUCUAACCCAGCAGGGGAUUCAGGCCAUACCGAGACGAAAAUAAGACCCAAGAAACCUUGAAAAUGAGUACUAUUUUUAUAUUUCUUGGAGAGCCACGCCUUGGUCCUACUGGUUCGACUUGCUCUUCUCUCUUCUGCUUUCUCUCUCCCCUUUGUUUGUGUGAAUGUUGGCAUUUGGUUUUUGUGUUUCAGAAGUCAAGCCUCAACCUUACCUGCCCACACAUUUCCAGACUGUGGCUAAUUACUGUGUUGACUUUGCUGAUUACUUGUUGGCUUCUUAAGGCUGAGGAGUUCCUUCAGUUGACCCCAGGCUGUUGCACCACUCAGUGUAGCUUCGUUUGCAUGCUACACUGCCAGUGGGCGAGGACCCUCUGCCUAUGGUGAAGAGAGAGAAUGGCUUCCUGAGUGUUCUAGGGUUUAUUAAACUGCCUCAAAUAAAUAUACUUAUAUAUUUCCGGUGCUUUUAACACCACUUUUAAGUCCACUUUGCUAAACUCUUUAUUGACUUUCUGGUCCAGACCUAAAAGGAGAGUAUGCUGGAGCCGAUGCUAAAUGGCACAAAGAAGGUUUCUCCUCUCAUCAGAGACUAUAAGGACUAGAGAUGGACCGAUCCGAUAUUACGUAUCGGUAUC
This is a messenger RNA of Pundamilia nyererei, 1882 nucleotides long. Its product is annotated as gap junction delta-3 protein-like. The record is from RefSeq and is a predicted model, not a curated record. Gene Ontology annotation, cellular component: connexin complex. Gene Ontology annotation, biological process: cell-cell signaling. Lineage: Eukaryota; Metazoa; Chordata; Actinopteri; Cichliformes; Cichlidae. Gene Ontology annotation, molecular function: gap junction channel activity involved in AV node cell-bundle of His cell electrical coupling. The coding region runs from base 65 to 925 and encodes 286 amino acids. The transcript has a single exon.